UUGCUGGAGUGUUUCUGUCGUGGCCCGUCUGUUAUUCUCUCGCUGCCAUACUCAAUAGUUAAUCUUUAAGCCAUUUCGACACACUCAUUGACCAGUCGCGACUUUCGUUUGCUGUCGCCUCGCGACUUCACUGUACACCAACAACAGUAACCACCAACGCACGCGCGGCCCAGAGUAUCACCUUCGCUGGUCUCCAGAGCGCUGCUCCACAACAACAUCUUCUCGACGGUUUCUCUGGUCAGAAACCCUCGCCAACAUCACAAUGAAAGGCUUCGGAAUUGCUGCCGCCGCUGCGGCCCUCUUCGUGUCGUCCGCGUCUGCCGCCAUCGACCCGAUCGUUAUCAAGGGCUCCAAGUUCUUCUACAAGACUAAUGGCACCCAAUUCUUCAUGAAGGGUGUCGCGUACCAGCAGGACGUCAGCACCAACAGCUCUGCCACCGUCGCCGUCAAAUACGUCGACCCGCUCACAGACAACUCGGGCUGCGACCGCGAUAUCCCUAACCUCAUCAAACUCAAUACCAACACUGUCCGUGUCUAUGCCAUCGACCCCACCGGCAGCCAUGACUACUGCAUGGGCAAGUUGGCCGAUGCUGGCAUCUACGUGAUUGCCGACUUGUCCCAGCCGGGCGAGUCUAUCAACCGUGACGACCCCGGAUGGACUGACGAUCUGUACACCCGCUACACCAGCGUUGUCGACGUGAUGCAGAAGUACGACAACGUUCUCGGCUUCUUUGCCGGUAACGAAGUCUCAAACGCCCCCAACAACACCGACGCGAGCGCGUUCGUCAAGGCCGCUGUGCGUGACACAAAGGCCUACAUCAAGCAGAAGGGCUACAGGACAAUUGGCGUGGGCUAUGCUACCAACGACGAUGCUUCCAUCCGUGGGCCUCUCGCCGACUACUUCAACUGCGGGGACGAUGUCGCAGAUGCAAUUGAUUUCUGGGGCUACAACAUCUACUCCUGGUGCGGUGAUUCCAGCUUUCAAGAAUCUGGAUAUAAUGUGCGCACCCAGGAGUUCGAAAACUACACAGUCCCAGUCUUCUUCGCCGAGUACGGCUGCAAUACCCCCUCACCCCGCAAGUUCACCGAGGUGGCAGCCCUUUACGGUAGCCAGAUGACCGGCGUCUGGUCUGGAGGUAUCGUCUACAUGUACUUCCAGGAGGCCAACAACUUCGGCUUAGUCAGUGUCAGUGGAGACACAGCGAAGACGCUCGUCGACUUCAACAACUUAUCCUCCCAAAUCGCCAAGGUCACCCCAAGCGGCGUGACGAUGGCUGAUUACACACCGACCAACACCAAAGUCCGUGACUGCCCUUCUGUCGAGGGAACCACCUGGGCAGCCAAGGCGACCCCUCUCCCACCUGCGGCCAACCCAGCGCUGUGCGGCUGCAUGGUGGACUCACUCACCUGCGUUGUUGACAGUUCAGUGAACGAGGACGAUUACGGUGACCUUUUCGGCGUCGUCUGUGGUCUCGACGGCUCCCCAUGCGCUGGCAUCGCCCACAACGGCACAACUGGUGUCUACGGUGCGUACGGCAUGUGCAAUGCCACUGAGCAGCUCAACUUUGCUCUCAACCAGUAUGCCAACAGCCAGUCCACCGGUGGAUGCGAUUUCAGCGGCUCGGCUUCGACCAAGGCAACCGCGGCCGCUACUGGCAACUGCAAGGCCCUCAUGAGCCAGGCUGGUUCCGCUGGAACUGGAACUGUCACCUCCGCUCCCACUGGUGCUGCCGCAGGUAGCGCCUCUGGUUCCGCCACCAAGACCGGUGCUGCCGGCGCUGUCACCGUUCCCAGCUUCAACGUCGGUCUCAUGCAGCUCGGAAUCUACGUCUUCGGCGCAGCUCUCUCUGGUAUGGCGAUGAUCCUGUUGUAACGUGGUUCUCUCAAGACGCCUUCUUCAUGGGGUAUAGCACACUUGGCGGGCGAUUUCCUUGCUUGUAAUCUGACUACUGCUCUGGGUAGAGGUGUUUUUCGUCUGCGGGGACCUGUACAAAGUCUUUUUUAUGCCCUGCUUCUAAAACAUCUUGACCCUCGACGGCCCAUCACUCCUGGGCACAGCUACUCUAAAUAGCAUUAUGAACUCCUUGGUUAGGCUUGCAAUCACAUC
This is a messenger RNA of Mytilinidion resinicola, 2107 nucleotides long. RefSeq lists its product as uncharacterized. Gene Ontology annotation, biological process: fungal-type cell wall (1->3)-beta-D-glucan biosynthetic process. The coding region runs from base 263 to 1873 and encodes 536 amino acids. Gene Ontology annotation, cellular component: cytoplasm; fungal-type cell wall. NCBI's taxonomy places the organism in Eukaryota, Fungi, Ascomycota, Dothideomycetes, Mytilinidiales, Mytilinidiaceae. The record is from RefSeq and is a predicted model, not a curated record. The transcript has 3 exons. Gene Ontology annotation, molecular function: 1,3-beta-glucanosyltransferase activity.